UUAGCAAAUGCGUCAGGCUCCAGUCGCUUGUUGACACAGUGCGUUAUUUUUAAUGAAUAUAGACGACAAACAUUAUGUCGGCGAUGGAAGCUCAACCCGGACGAGGUUUUGACUCUUUAUUCCCUGAUCUCUUGGCUUUUGGCGUGGAUUCUGUCACCACGUGUGUCUCCUCUGACGCAGCAGACAAACGCUGUGUCCUCCUCGGCCUUAGCUCUUUGUCGUCGCUCUUUCUACUUCUCUCGGGUCUUGUCCUCGUGUGUCAGAGGUGCAGGUGUGGAGGAAAUGCAGAAGAAACUGUCAUUUACUUCUACUGCUUAAUCGGUAACCUGUGCAACACUCUUGGAGCCAUUUUGUCAGGACAGCUUUAUAUUCAGGUUUUAAUGGGUGCCUUUGCUGCUGCUGUGGACGCUGUCAAUGUCAUGUCUUGCUGCUUCCCAGUGUUUCUGCACUGGAACUCAAAGACAGAAAGACGGCUGAGGAGCAUGAGGAGGCGGAGGAGGAGACAGCAUUUCCUUGCAGUGUGUGUGUUGAUGAUGGUUACAGGAGGUUUUCUGAAAUCUAUGGUCAACCCAACAAAUGGGUUUCUCAGUGGAAGGAGACUUCUGCAUGUCACUCUUCCAGACAACACAGACAUCCUGGGUUACAUUCUUGGAUGGAUCGCUUUUGUCAUCGUCUGCACUGCCAGGUUUCCUGCAGUCUGCAGCGUCUACAGCGGACAGAUGUUGCCACAGGCCUGCUUGAUCUCAGGACUACUCUGCUCGGUGGCUGGUUCCCUCUAUGCCGCUGCUGUUCUCCUCUACAACACUCAGGUUGGAUUUCUCCUGAAAGUCAUGCCAUGGCUCCUGUCGGCAAUAUGCUGUGUCACUCUGGAUCUUCUUACUGUUGUCCUCCACUGUUGCAAGAGAGACACAAGGCAGCAACUUGUGAGCCUUUCUUUUUCUGACACAGAGAGGCUUUUAGGCGACUCGGGGGUCCCCUCUGAAGAGAAUGCUCUCAUGAUGAACUACAGAACACAAGUGAAUUCAUUAGCAGGAACAAAUAAAACAAAAGUCCAGAAGAUGACUGAAAUGGGCUGCUACAUGGAUGUCAGUCUUCAACCCGAAAGAGAAAUGUGCCUACAGGAGGAGGCAGAGGACAGGCCUCUCAACAGGACAGUGCGAGGGAUCAGAACUGAAGGUUUCUGCUUUUCAGAUGCGUCCUGUGACUCUUCAACAAUCAGUUCAGAUCUAGAGUGGGAUUUUGAAGAAGCAAACGGCCAGUGGAGAACAUCAGUACAACAGCAGAAUGACGAGUUCCCCUUUCAACAGUGUCCAGCGAACCCCAACCCCUUAAAUUUCUGCACCUGUGCCAUGUCUGGACUCCCAAUAAAAAUCCUGCCAGGGAAACAAGAGGGUCUCACCACUGUAAGCCUGGCAAAGUGAUAGAAGAACUGUCAUUUUCAGUUUGUAAUACGUUAGAUAUAAACAUCUGUUGCUUUAAUUU
Molecule: messenger RNA, 1482 nt
Organism: Solea solea (common sole)
Lineage: Eukaryota; Metazoa; Chordata; Actinopteri; Pleuronectiformes; Soleidae
Gene: tmem44
Product: transmembrane protein 44
Exons: 10
Coding region: 75-1421 (448 amino acids)
Source: RefSeq, a predicted model, not a curated record